AUGGAUGUUUCAUCAGCCCUUGCUACAUGGCUUUCAUUGGCCGCAACCGUUGUGGGAUUAGGAUCUAUAGUUACACGAUUUGGCACCAUCAUUGACCAGGCGGACCCUUUUCAUUCAUUACGAAACGUCCAACAUUUAGGCAAAUGGAGCCAGCGGCAGGCGUAUAUACCGUGGUAUCGUGUGAUAAAGCCACCCCCGGUUGGACCUUUAAUCACUGCAAGCCUCAGUGAUGGAUUCUGUGGCCAAAUGACUAUAGCUGUCAGUCGCUUGCCGCUUACUCAACCCACAGGCCAGGCUGCAUGGUCAGUACUGCUUGCAGUUCUUCAUCCAACGAGUUCAAGCACCAUACGCGACGCGCGGGAGAAGCCAAAAAUACUUGCGGAGGGCUCUACUGUUAAAGCCGAGUGUAUUGUGACCGUUAACCCUAAAUCAGGUGUGAUCCUGGUAGAUGAUGGAUGGGGGAACCUUCCCCUUCAUCCCCUUGUGAAGCAUAAAUUGACUACAUGUACGAUCAUUUCCCGCACCACCCUGAUGGCAUUGUUUUGCAUCACGAAUGCUCGGCCGACCUUUCGACAUAGCGGAUCAUCUGGUCAUCGAGCUGCGUAUGCAACCUACUGUGGACAAUGGCGGGUCAAAUGGCCUAUCGGGGACUUGGCACGUGUAUACUUUACUGCACAUGACUCACACACUUUAGCAAAAGAUGUUUACCCAACAACUUUUGACAGAAGAGUUGACAGAUGCUUGCAAAUAUUCGCUGGAGUGAUUGAUGCGCAAAUGCGUACCACGUUCAAAUGUGCCUUCCCCGGGCGCAAGCCAUCCGGUCGGUGGGUCUUAAAAUAUGCCGUCAAAGGGUUUGGCGGUGCACAUAGUGGCAGGCACUUGUACAAUAUGAUAGGUGGCAAUGUCACUGAUGUCGACUUCCUGUUCAUGAAAGCUGUAACCGUGGAAACAGAAGGGUUGCAAGACAUGCCCCUCCUUCGCUUGCCUAACAGCCAUACUGCUGAUAUCGAUGUAUCUUUGUAUGUUCCUGCAACGGAAGCGGCUAUUCUCAAUCGAGCCUUGGAUUGUCUCCCGUGGUCGUCUCUUUCUUGGUCAAUCCAUCGAGGACUCCGUGACAUACUGGUUGCAUUUGCAAAGGACCGGAUGGACCAAUGGCGGGGGCAGCUAGCGGAGACACUUCGCCAUGUCGUGGAAAGAUGGCCGGAGAGGUUGGAUACGAAAGGUUGGAACCCUCAAUUUGUGAGGGACAACAUGACUGAUAUGGCUGCGAGUGCUGUUUUAGCCGGCAGUGGGAAUUCAGGUGACGUAGUCAGGGUUGUCACUGACAUAGCACUCACUCUAUGGGAUGGUGGAGUCUCAGCGCUUGAUGAAACAACCUUUUGGAGAUCGUCACACCCCCAGUCAAGCGCUUCCUACCUCAGUCCGCUAGUUGUUAUUGCUCUGGUCAAGUGCUUCGUUUUGGAGUGGAGCACCGAUUUAGAUUACCAGAUGUACCACGACCUUCCGUUAGAGAUGUACUUAGGCUGA
Messenger RNA from Aspergillus nomiae NRRL 13137, 1527 nucleotides. RefSeq lists its product as uncharacterized. The record is from RefSeq and is a predicted model, not a curated record. The transcript has a single exon. NCBI's taxonomy places the organism in Eukaryota, Fungi, Ascomycota, Eurotiomycetes, Eurotiales, Aspergillaceae. The coding region runs from base 1 to 1527 and encodes 508 amino acids.